AAACAAAUGCUUGUCAAUCAAUGUCAUUGUCAUUAAUGUCAAACUGCGUUCAUGGCCUUGCCGUGGAAUCGACAUCAAUACAAAUAAGUUUAUGGUUGUUUUUUCUUAUGUUUUAUCAAAAGUUUAUAUUAUAUCAAUAUGGGUGAAAAAGACGCCCCCGUAUUACAUGUACUAGUAAUUGGUUUUCAUCAUAAAAGAGGUUGUCAGGUGGAAUACUCCUUUCCUGAGCUAGUUCCCGGUCAUCCGAAUGAAUGUCCGCCUGGUUGGAAAUAUUUACCAACAUUGGCUUUACCAGAUGGGUCUCAUAAUUAUGACGAAGACACAGUAUUUUUUCAUUUACCGAGUUUAACCAAACCUAUGCAAACUAUUUAUGGUAUCUCCUGUUUCAGACAGAUACCAGUUGAAAAAAUAAAGAAUAAAACUUCAGAUAUUACCAGAGGAACAGUUCAAAAAUCAGUCUGUGUACUGAGCAGGGUACCACUUUAUGGACAGAUACAGGUUAAAAUAUGUUUAAUUACACAUGCUUAUUUUGAUGAAGGAGAUUUUAGUCAAGUUUCUAUAUUAAAAGAUACUUACUAUCACCUUAAUGCUGUUAUGACACAAAGUGAUUCCUUACAGCAACCUUUUGUUGGUUUAUCCGCAAGAGAUUUUGUCUUACAAUGGAAGCAUAAAGCAGUUUUACUUUUCAAAUUGAUGCUUUUAGAGAAGAGGGUAAUUUUUUAUAAAUCACCAGUGCAUCCCCUAUGUUCUACAAUUUUAACACUCAUUUCACUAUUUCCAGAAAUGAUAGAAAGUGGAUUGAAUAAUUCUGCAUGUAUCAGGUUAUCUAGACCCAUGUCUCCAAUGCCAGAAUAUUCAGAUGAAGAUUCCAGUCCUGUAAAAAUCAACAAUGUAAUAAAUAUUCCUUGUUUAAUCGGUACAAAUAUUAGUCUUAAGGAAGAAGUUAACACUAAUUUACAAAUGGAAAUUGCCAAAGAAUCAAAAAUAGUACAAGAACAAGAUAACGGAGACAAUCAAGAAACCAAUUCUGUAAAAGAAAAUGGAAAUUCCGUAGAAAAUGGCUUAAGAAAUGAUAAUCAAAGUGAAGUUGGAUUGGAACUUACAGAAUCCUUAAGUCAGGUAAAGGUUUGUCUGGGCACUGAAAAUGAAACUCUAAAUGGAUUUGAAAAACCCAGUCUUCAUAGAGAUAUUAGUUUAGAUACAAUUUCCGAUGUAGCUCAUAAUAAUCUGACUUACCUCACACAGCUCAGUACGGAAAGUUGUGGAUUUCCAUUAGCAAUAUUUACCAAAGGAUCCUUAUGCCUGCCAUACCUGUCUUUGCCAUAUUUGGACUUACUGACAGACGUCAAUGUAAGGAGUUAUGUAGUAGGGGCAACAAAUGUUCUUUUCAAACAAAAACGCCAACUUUACGAUAUAUUAGUAGACAUUGAUGGAAAUAGGAUAGAAUGUCAAGAUAUGAAUUUAAGGAAGUACUUACAUUUAACCACAGAAGAUCUGAGAUUUGCAGACUACAUAGUUAAACGUGUGUCUGAAGAAAAGCAUGACGUUUUUCUCGAUGGAGUAGGAUGGGAAGGGGGCGAUGAAUGGAUUAGAACACAAUUUAGAAUUUACUUAUUGUGUUUGCUAAGAACUUCAAUGUUACAAGAUGGCUCUAGGGAGAUUGACCAUUAUAAUUCAAGUUUUGUAAGUGCUUGGAGAGACACGCAUAACUACAAAAUUUGGUUGAGUGGAGUAAAUCCAGGUAUUUUGGAUGUACAUCCUGCUCAUCCUUUUGCUGGUCAGCUUUCUGUGGCCGACAUGAAGCUGCGUUUUGCUCAUACCAUGCAGAACACAGAAAGCGGAAGAAAGCUAAAUCAAGCAAUGGCAUCUACCGGUAAGGCUGUUGUUACAACAAGUAAAGCUGUAGGAGGCGCUCUUUCUCAAGCAAAAGGAGCCCUAUCGUCUUGGUGGAACAACUUUAUGGUUAACCCAGAACAAGGGCAAAAAGUCUCUGAGGCCCAGGAUACAGAAACACACACAAAUAAUUUGACUGAUAGUUUAACGAACAUUCCUUCAAGUAUUAAUAGUGAUAAGGAAAAUAAUGAAAUUGAACCAGUUAGUAAUGGCGAUUUAGUUACAAUGGAACAAAAUAACUCAUUAAAUGGUGGUGAUAAGCACAAUCCGGGAGAAGUACAUACUGUAUAAUUUUUCGUAUGACAAUAUGGAAUUGAAUCAUUAUAGAACAAAAUUAUUUAUUAUUUAGUUUAGUAUUAAAUUAGAAUUAACGAAAAACCGAUUCAGAUUUAUGAAUAGCUAAGUUAUUAUUUACUUAUUUUAAUAUAAUAUAAUGAUGUGAUGAAAAAAAACUAUUUUAAUUUAGUUCUCUCAAAAUAUUCGUUAGUUCUAUAUUUAAAAAUGCCGCUGCUAAUUUUUAAGAUAAAAUAUUUAAUUUCACUACUCGGGAUAAUUUUCAAAAAAUUGUGUAUUCGAAAAAAAUUCCCGUAAUCUAAGCUUUAGGGAGUUUACUGGUGAAAAUAACAUUGGUUAUUUAUAUAACCUAUGGUUAACUUUAACCAAAUUUUUACAGUAUGGACUGUAAUAACUGUUAUAAUAAGAUUGUAUGUUGUUUGAGUUGCGUUUUUAUUGUUCAGAGAGAUUACAACUCACACUAUAAUAAUUUCCUAUACUUUUAUUUGAUUAAUAAUCGAUAAUCAUACAUCAUGUACUUAACUAAUAGCUGAUAAUUAUACUUGGUAAAUAUGGAUGGUAUUAUGCAACAAAGAAUAAAUCAACAUUUUUUAGACAAGUUACCUCAUUCCAAUGACCACAAGAGUUAUGCCAUUUUUGUUAACUCUUAUUUCUUACAUAAAAUAGAAGAGGGAGAUUUACCUAACUUGAAGCCACUUCAUAUCCUACACUUCCUUGAGAAAAUAGGAUUGGAAGGGUCGCUAUAGGCAUUGAGACAUUUCCUUAGUGCAGUGGCGACAGAAGGG
This is a messenger RNA of Psylliodes chrysocephalus, 2972 nucleotides long. The record is from the annotation of a GenBank genome assembly. Lineage: Eukaryota; Metazoa; Arthropoda; Insecta; Coleoptera; Chrysomelidae.